AUGGCGCCUCCUAUCUCUGACUCUGAUGUCCCCCUUACCUUCCGCCCUGCAACCGAGAAAACUGCCAGCGAAGAGUCAAAGUUGACUCCGCUUGAAAAAUCAGAACUGGCUUUAGCCGACAAGUUCAGCUCCCCCGAUGUUUAUAUCAACGGCAAAACAGACACCUGUUGGCACCCGUGGCACGACAAUCUCGAACUGAAGCCACUGCGCUUUGAAACCCGGACCGGUACUUUUGUGGUCGUGUUGCGAAGCUCCGAGGAUACUUGGUUGGGUAAACACAGACAUCGUGGCAGUGUGACCGCUGUUACCCUGAAUGGGGAAUGGAACUACAAAGAGUAUGAUUGGAUCGCCAGACCCGGCGACUAUGUCGUUGAGAACCCCGGAACUAUUCAUACACUGCACAUGGGCAAGGGCGCAGAAGUUGUGUUUACUGUUACAGGCAGUCUUGAAUUUUUCCACGAUGAUGACAGCCUGAAAAACACCAUGGAUGUCUUUAGCUAUGCUCAUUUGUACUACGAGCAUUGCAAAAAGCAAGGAAUAAAGCCAAAUGACGGGCUAUGGUAUUAG
Messenger RNA from Penicillium angulare, 567 nucleotides. RefSeq names its product 2,4'-dihydroxyacetophenone dioxygenase family protein. The transcript has 2 exons. The record is from RefSeq and is a predicted model, not a curated record. NCBI's taxonomy places the organism in Eukaryota, Fungi, Ascomycota, Eurotiomycetes, Eurotiales, Aspergillaceae. Bases 1 to 567 code for a protein of 188 amino acids.